Messenger RNA from Phragmites australis (common reed), 1075 nucleotides. Its product is annotated as ethylene-responsive transcription factor CRF4-like. Bases 187 to 891 code for a protein of 234 amino acids. NCBI's taxonomy places the organism in Eukaryota, Viridiplantae, Streptophyta, Magnoliopsida, Poales, Poaceae. Gene Ontology annotation, biological process: regulation of DNA-templated transcription. The record is from RefSeq and is a predicted model, not a curated record. Gene Ontology annotation, molecular function: DNA binding; DNA-binding transcription factor activity. The transcript has a single exon.
GCAAUUCCGCUUCGUCUUCCUUCCCGCUUCCACCGCAAGCCCCUCUCAACGCCGCACCGACCAGUGAAACCCUAACCCUAAUAAACCCUACCCUCGCCUCCACCCCCACGCUCCCAUGGCGGGGUGCGGAGGCUAAGCGUAGGUAACCCUAUCGCGUAUCGCUAUGGAUUGAGUGGUUUCGAAGGCAUGGGUCCAAACCCUAGCCUGCAGGAGCUGGCGAAGGCGGCGGCGACGGCGUCUGAGCCGCCGCGGGCGCGCGUGGUGCGGAUCCUCGUGCACGAUGCUGACGCUACCGACUCGUCCUCCAGCGAGGAUGAGGCGCCACCUCCGCCGCCGCGGAGGUGGAGGAUGGGUGGCAGCGUGGGCGUGAAGCGCCGGGUGAUGGAGGCGGCCGGGGCUAGGCCGGCCGUGCGGUUCCGCGGCGUGCGCCAGAGACCGUGGGGGCGGUGGGCGGCGGAGAUCCGCGACCCGCACAGCCGCCGCCGCCUGUGGCUCGGCACCUUCAACACCGCUGAGGAGGCUGCCGCCGCCUACGACUCGGCCAACAUCCGCCUCCGUGGUGCCAGCGCCCCCACCAACUUCCCCUCUGCCCGCUACUCGCCGCCACCGGAGCCAGCCAAGCCGAUCAUCUUGCUUACUCCUGAACCAGGGAAGCAGAUCACCUUGCCACUAGUACCUGUGAAGCCGACCAUCCCUCUGAAGGUGAAGGAAGAGGGUGGAAGCUGUGACGGGCAGGUGGAGGAAGGUAGCUCUGAGGUCCAGGCGCUUGCACUGAAGCCCAUGUGGGAGAUGAUCGAGGGGAAGCGCAAGCGUUCCAGCUGUGGCAACGGCACUCGCCUGCGCACAAUCCAUGUUGCCUCCUUCUGUGUGGAGGAGGUUGGCGGGGCCUGAGGUCCCAAGUAUCCGUAAUUACUACCAUUAGAAGCUUUAUUGUCUAUCUUCAUAGCAUCAUUAGAACUUGGUAUUGUGUAAUUUCAGUUAGAAUUAAACUAUUGAGGUGAAAACAUAUGACUCUGCAUGUUAUAUGAUUGGAUGAUGCUCUAAUGUAUAUAUGGUAUUCUGCUGCAUUUGGUAA